GUGGAGUUACAUGCAUACAAUCAUACGACUAGCUUGCGCAUGAAGCAAUGAAGUUCAGUUAGUGUUGUACAUUUCGGGGUGUUGGUUGUUAUUGUGUAUUCGCUUGCAACUUUGCGACAUUUUUUUUUUGUACGCAUUUACCCAUGGUAGUGACGGAUUGGCAGCACAAAUUAUCAGCGCGUGUCAUGAGAAUUAUACAACGAUUAGCCUUUUUGAAGUAGUAGUAAUUAAAUCAAUAAUAAAAUCAAACGAUUGCGACAGUUAUAGCUAAUUUAGUUGUGCGGUUCUGAUUGAAGCUUAAAAGCGUAGAUUUUUCAAAAUUUUCCGCAAAUCAACGUAGUAGAGUUUAGUGAUUUUGUUGACGGAUAACAAACAACAAAGUAGUCAAAGGAAAAGUUAUUCUAUAUAAAAUAAAAUCGACUAUAACUGCCACAAAAUCAAAUUUUGGAUAUUUUACUUUGGAUAAUAAGCAGUUCAUCCUCAAGAUGUCACUUUUAAGCGGUAACAGCCAUUCCUUGUCUGAGGAGGAGCUUGAUGAAUAUUCCGAUGGCACAGUUAAAUUGCGCAACUCCAACAUCGAAUUAAUGGAUCAGGAUAUACUCUAUCAUCUCGCUUUGGGCAGUGAAAGCCAUGAUUUGCAAGAAAUGUUCGGUGAUGUUAAAUUCGUUUGCAUGGGCGGAACACCAAAGCGCAUGGAAAACUUUGCACAUUUCAUAAUGUCGGAAAUAGGUUAUAAAUUACCCGCCGGUACAAAGCUGGAAGAUAUUAGCGCCUAUUCAUAUCGAUACUCAAUGUACAAAGUAGGUCCGGUGCUUUGCGUUAGUCACGGCAUGGGAACACCCUCUGUCAGCAUAUUGUUGCAUGAAUUGAUAAAACUCAUGUACCAUUCCAAGUGCCAAGAUCCUAUAUUUAUACGUAUUGGCACUUGUGGUGGUAUCGGAGUUGAGGGGGGUACUGUUAUCAUCACCGAAGAAGCGCUCGAUAGCCAUAUGCGGAAUGCACAUGAAUUUACGAUCUUGGGUAAAACUGUGCUGCGUCCUGCUAAACUCGAUAAGAAACUGGCACGCGAACUGAAGGCACUGGCCAGUGAGGAUGAUCCGUAUGACACGAUUAUCGGCAAAACUCUAUGUACAAAUGACUUUUAUGAAGGUCAAGGUCGUUUGGAUGGUGCUUUCUGUGAAUUCACCGAAGCCGAAAAAAUGGAAUAUUUAGAAAUGUUAAGCAGCAAAGGUGUUGUCAACAUCGAAAUGGAGAGUACUAUUUUUGCCGCACUUACAUAUCACGCUGGCAUUAAGGCGGCGGUAGUCUGCGUUGCGUUAUUAAAUCGAUUGAACGGCGAUCAGGUCAACGCGCCCAAAGAAGUAAUGCAUGAAUGGCAAAAUCGACCGCAAACACUUAUUUCACGUUAUAUCUGCAAAACGUUAGCGCAGAAGGGGCAGCUGAAAUCGCUUUCUCGAGGAUCAAUUAAAUCACCUCGGCGUUUUAAGCUGGUACAACAGGAGUCACAGGCGCAUGAAUAAGCUCACAUAAUCAUUUAUGUAUAUGUAUCUAUUAAGACGAAAAGCAUUCGUUGCCAGAUUGGCAACUUAUGUACAGAAUGUCUUUAAAUCAAAUGCAUAAUUUAGCAUAAUUAUAUAAAAAGUUGCAUACUCCUUCAUACAUACAUACGCACAUAAAAAAAAUGAAUAAGUCAUCAAAAUUAAGAAGGUAAAAUAAUUGUUAGAACUACUCCAUACAAAACAUUCCAGAAAAGCGUUAAAAGACAAAAACUUCGCCAAUGUUCAAUAAAAUAUAAACAUUUUUUGUAAAAAUAAAAUUUGGCAAAAAGUGAAAAGUUAAUGUUAAAAAAUCACAUUGCUGAAAAGUUGAAUACGCCGCUUUCUCCAAGCACGCAUUGUAGGUCGAAACGCUUAUUUAUUUAAAACCAGCUUUAAUACAUUUUUAAUAAUUAUUAUUGUUUUUAAUUAACUAGUUUUAUUUAAAAGCAACGAAGAAAACAUUUUACAAAAGAGAUGCAUCAACAAGUAAUUUCAUUAUUUUAAGUGGGUACACGAUGCAUUUGGAUACAUACAUUUGUACAUACAUAUAUAUGAAUUAUGAAUUUAUGUAUGGCUUUAUGAUGAAUAAGUAUCAUAUACCCUGCAGGAAAAUCUAAUGAUUCCGAAUUCAUGCGAUUUUGGUAGUACAUUCACCCAAAAUAAAAAUGUUAAAGUUAUGUUACUGUUUUAUGCUUAAUUCAAAUUAAAAAAAAAACUAUAAAUCAAAGAAAGAAGCAAAAAAUUUUGGCUCGAAGGUAGAGAAAAAAUAGAACCAGGUUUUCGCAGAAAAAUAAUCGCAUUUCAGCAUAAACAGCACACUAGCUUUGUGAACACUCUAUUUGCAAUAUUUUUAUCUUUUGAAAGAAGUUUGAAAAUUUAAAUUAAUUAACAUAAGACAACGUUUGAAAAUAAUUUGACUGAUGUAGACCGUGGUCGGUUGUUUUCAAUAUGUUUUAAGCAUAAACUUAUACAUAAACAAACUAAACCAGCUGUUUUCAUUUGUAUCAUGAGCAAAAAAUUUAAUAGCAGUGAAGUUUUUGAAAGAAAAUAAACACCGAAAACAAAAUUAAAGAAAUUAAACUU
Rhagoletis pomonella (apple maggot) is the source of this 2621-nucleotide messenger RNA. RefSeq names its product uridine phosphorylase 1-like. Gene Ontology annotation, cellular component: cytoplasm; cytosol. NCBI's taxonomy places the organism in Eukaryota, Metazoa, Arthropoda, Insecta, Diptera, Tephritidae. The coding region runs from base 486 to 1520 and encodes 344 amino acids. The transcript has 7 exons. Gene Ontology annotation, molecular function: uridine phosphorylase activity. The record is from RefSeq and is a predicted model, not a curated record. Gene Ontology annotation, biological process: nucleotide catabolic process; uridine catabolic process.